AUGGAAAAUGGAACCGCCAGUCCAUCUGGCGGCAGCGGCGACCGCCGUAAAACUGUUUCUGGUCCGUUCCCCCAGUUCAAUACCGAUGAAGCCAUUGAAGAUGGCCACAUCAAAUUCACCCAGGACGCCAUGAGGUUUGGUUGGAGCUCCCAGGAUCCACCGAACACGUCAGUUGCGCCUAACUCUGCGCGGAAGCCGAAUACGCAUCGACGAAGCGUGAGUGGAAGUAUCUUGGCGAGGCUCAACUUUCUCGGAGUUGGGGGCAAAGAUGGGCGGCCACCGUCGAGGAAUGGUGAGCAGGACAAGCCGCCGCAAAGUCCGAAGAGUGCGAAGAGUAUCAAGAGUAGGAAGAGCAUUGAUGAUGAAAAUGAGCCGGCCGUGUCGCCAGUCUCGCUUGAGAAGGGCGAGAGUGCAAUGGCAGCGGCGUUGAAGCCUGUAAAGACUAGGAAACGGAAAGGCUCGCUGAGGAAGACAGCGUUGUUGGGUGGACGGAGACUGGUGACGGAAGGGAGGGAAAGGAAGAAUAGUCUUCUUCAACGAAAUCCUUCUUCCAAGCAGCCGCCCAUGCCGCCCUUCCAAGAACCAGUGCCCGCGCCUGGUCCAGCCAAGAUCUUUGGAGGCGACUUCAAUCAGCCUGUGCACUCCGCCAACAAUGAGAGCACAAUUAGCUUGCGCAACAAGCUCAGCUACGAGCAAGUAGAUGCGGAUGACAGCAGUGAUAGCGGCUGGUCUGAGUCUGCUCCGGCUACUUCAGCACGGUUGUCGCUCCUUACGGAACAUCGAUCGCAAAGCGAGCGUAAAGCAUCGGCUGAGCUCGCGAGUCCUGAAAAUGUCACAAGCCCGACGAGUCAGGCAAGCUACACCAGCACGACAGAUGACGAUGAUCCUCUCACCUUCGAUCGACUAGCUAACAGCCUCAUCGCUCAGCGUAGGGAGAGCUUGCAAAAACCUCUGUCUUCCGCGGCCAUCAGCUACUUCGAUUCGAUUACCCCUGUCUCCCAGGAUUCGCUCACUCGCCAUCUGAGCGCCAAGCAACCGCGAUCUUCACCUCUAUCCCAGCAUAUGAAUACGUUGAGCAAUUUUGCGGAGCCAGAACCGCACGAUUACACGGAGACAGAAUACUGGGGCUGGGUGAUACUGUUCGUUACUUGGUUGACUUUUACGGUUGGAAUGGGCAGCUGCUUGGAGAUCUGGAGCUGGGCUUGGGAUGUUGGCGAGACACCAUAUGCGCCACCCGAACUGGAAGAUGAUCCGACACUGCCCAUCGUAGGCUACUACCCGGCUUUGAUCGUGCUCACUGGAGUCGUGGCUUGGGUUUGGAUUACUGUUGCUUGGAUUGGAAUGAAAUACUUCAGACAUGCACGAUCUGUUUGA
Lecanosticta acicola is the source of this 1374-nucleotide messenger RNA. The record is from the annotation of a GenBank genome assembly. NCBI's taxonomy places the organism in Eukaryota, Fungi, Ascomycota, Dothideomycetes, Mycosphaerellales, Mycosphaerellaceae.